This is a messenger RNA of Punctularia strigosozonata HHB-11173 SS5, 195 nucleotides long. RefSeq lists its product as uncharacterized. The record is from RefSeq and is a predicted model, not a curated record. The transcript has 2 exons. The annotation marks the transcript as partial. Lineage: Eukaryota; Fungi; Basidiomycota; Agaricomycetes; Corticiales; Punctulariaceae.
GCACCACACGGCAUGGUCUACGUCCCGUGCAGUUACAAGCACGCCUUCGCGCAGCUCACCAACCUAAGCAAGGCCCACGGUGGCCCGCUUUGGGGUGCCGGCACGUUCUCCGCUGGCGAGGGCUCGCGGCAGCCGCCCGCCCUCGAGCUCAAGAUGGCCGCGAUUCAGGGAAGGGUGUCUUACGAGACCGUCUCC